Messenger RNA from Microcebus murinus (gray mouse lemur), 753 nucleotides. NCBI's taxonomy places the organism in Eukaryota, Metazoa, Chordata, Mammalia, Primates, Cheirogaleidae. The record is from RefSeq and is a predicted model, not a curated record.
CGCACACGGGCCGGCCGUGGCCGCCGGGAGGUUCCCGCCCCGCUGCCAACGUCUGUGGUGGGUAAUUCCAGAAUUGAUUGGCCAUACCAUUGUCACUGUAUUAAUGCUCAUUUCAUUGCACUGGUUCAUCUUCCUUCUCAAUUUACCUGUUGCCACCUGGAAUAUAUAUCGAUACAUUAUGGUGCCAAGUGGUAACAUGGGAGUGUUUGAUCCAACAGAAAUACACAAUAGAGGGCAGCUGAAGUCACACAUGAAAGAAGCCAUGAUCAAGCUUGGUUUCCACCUGCUCUGUUUCUUCAUGUAUCUUUAUAGUAUGAUUUUAGCUUUGAUAAAUGACUGAAGCUGGAGAAGCCGUGGUUGAAGUCAACAUACAGCACCGUUGAGGAGCCAGAGACUACUUAACAUCAUUAUUUGAACCGUGACCAUAGCAGUAUAUAUUUUCCUCUUUGAACAAAAAACUAUUUUUGCUGUAUUUUUACCAUAUAAAGUAUUUAAAAAACAUGAAUUGAGUUUCUGUAGAUUUCUGGUACUCAAGUUUAGUCUGAACCCCACCACUUGAAGGUGUUUUCAUCAUAUGUAUGUUGAAGAUGGUUACUGUAUAUAGGAACAGGACUGCCAUCCCAGCCUGGCAUGCCAAAGAAACCAAGGACACACCUUAAAGGGAAAACUUAAGAGAUGAGCAAAGCUACUCUUCAAGUCUAAUGAAAAGUCAGAAUACAAAACAACACUGUUAAUCUGGAGAAAAGGAAAAAA